AUGGCGGCGUACACAUCGUCUUUGGCGACCAGAUGUUUAUUUAGAUAUUUACUAAAACACACUCAAAACAACAUUUGGUAUCCCACGAGCAGCAUUGCAAAAGGUGAGAGAUUCUACAUUUUGUCCAAAUGUUUCAUUUCGUGAUCAUUCAGAGGAUUAACUCUGUUGUCCAAGCUUACAGUUAGAUAACUUGCAUAACAUUAGCUAACGUAAAUUGCUAGCUGUAGCCUGUUAGCCCAUUCAUGUGAUGUGCAUUACAGUACAUAAAGGGCUAACUAGCUAGCCUCUUAGUCUUUGAUACACUCCCCUUACAAAACCAGUGUGAUGAGAUUUAUUGGCAUGAUGAUCAUCUAGUAAUUCCUAACAUAAGCAUACAGUAUUAUAGUUGUGAGUUGAUGAUAAUCUGCUGUUAUAUGUCCACUGUACGUGUUGAUGGUACAUUGUAUCAUUGUCUUCAUCUUCCUCUUUGCCAGGCUACACAACAAGCACAUGUAAUCCAUCCGCAUCACCAUUGACCCCCUUGAACCAAGCCAGGUCAGACACCUCGGCGUCCACCAGAACUAUCGAGCAGCACUAUGACAGUCUCAUCCACUGUGGCUCACUAAAGAAGGACACUCAGCAAAUAGAUGCUCUACAUAAACUGGGGCAACUGCAGAAAACCCUGCGAGGGUAUUCCAACAGCAUCUACCUGACCCCACCCAAGCCUAAGGAGAAGGAGGCAAAAGACGGCAACGCAAAGCGCCAGAAAGUAAAAGACUCCAAAUUGAGCACAACUGAAGGGGAUGAUGCUCCCAUAGAAGAGGUAUGGAUUACUUGACUGAUGCACUAGCUAAUGCAACAAAUUGAUGCAAUACAUAAUUUCAUGCUGAAUGGUUGUCCUUAUUGUAUUGUAUGGUUAUUUGAUCUUAUUUAGCCCUAUAUUGCAUAGGAAUAUUGCAUCAUGGUUAUUAAACCUUUGAUAGAAGCUUUCUCCUUCCUAUACUUUUAAGGUUAAUGGAGAAUGCUGGAUUGUCAUUGGAUGACUCAUCUGUCACUCACAGCAUGCCUCUCACUAACUGGAUCGGUAUUCUCCAGUGUUGGCAGGAGACUUGUGUUUUCCCCCUACUGUGUCCCAGUUAGCAAACAGAAGCAAUUAGUCACUUGAUUAUAAUGUUCCUGACAUUUGGCUUGCCCUCACCAAACAUUAUGGCCCUGUGUGCUUUUGAGAGAAUGUUGAUGAAACACUAUCAAGACCCGAUUCAGUGAGAAGGGAUAGAUUGCAGUAUAAUAAAAUGACUACCAGUAUGUACGAAAUUUUGCAAACCAAGCAAUGCUCCGAAGCAAAAUUCCCUUUGCCAGUCGUAGAGCGUUUGUGGAAAGCCACAUUGUUCCUCAGUUCAAUAAUAUUCUAGCUGAUCCAUAAGGACUACACAUGACACAACACCAUUAUUAGGCUUAGUCAUACACAGUUAGAUUGCCAUUGCCCAAUCAUGAAAUGGCUUGAUUCUGCUAGAUGAGCUUUAUAAAUUGAAUGGUAUCUGGACUCUUAGCAUUGCAUAAAUUGUUCCAUUGACAUCACACAUAUUGGAGCAGUACACCAUGGGACAUCACAGAGGAUCCACCUGCCACACUGACUGUCUCUGUACCCCUAAUGUUGUUGGAGCCAUGGUCAGAGGGAGGGUAAGGGGUGUGCGCGUGUUUGUGCGUGUGAGUAUAGCGGUUUUAGGUCUGUAUGGGGGACUGUUUUCUUUUUAGGUCAGGGGACGGUAGAGCUGUCUAUGCUAUGGGGUGGGAGUGUAGGGGUCUGCCUGGCGCACAGACAGAGGGGGGUAGAAUGAGAUGUUUUGGAUAGCAGGAAAGAGAGACCUCCUGCUGGGGUGGUUCUGGUUCUCCUCUCCCUCUCUCAUCAUCCCUGUGCAGUAAUGAGGGCAUCCCCAUUGUCUAGUACAUUCCGGACUGAAAAUACUGAGGUGUAAGGUUCUCACUACCCCCUCUCCUCUUCAUCCUUGUUUGUCAGUCUGCCACACACACACACACCACAUGACUAGAGUUCUUAUGCAAUUACACUGUUUUGAAUCGGGUCAUGUUGCUGCUGUCUGCUCUCUCUGUCGGCAUUCAUUCACCAUUGUACUCUGACUGACUAUGAGCAGACUACACUUGACUUAAUAUUGACCCAAUGUGGCUUGUUUUUGUAGUGGCUAACAAUGGUACAGUGUUUAUGGAGGAUCCACCCCCAUUCAAGUCAGAUUGGUCAUCCUGUCUACUAGGCCUUGGUCAGUUUGACCAGUUGUUAAGAUAACCAACCAUCGUAACAGUCCUCAUUUACCUUUCACCUUUCUAAGGAGUGGACUGGUUACUAUGGUUACAGGAUGUAAAAAUGGGGUCUAUAACAAAGAGCUCAACCUCUGACACUAACGUGUUGACAUGUGAACUUUUUGCACUUGAGCUAUUCUACGCUCCAGAGCCGGAUGAGCGUGAGAGUGAAAAUUGGAGGCUGAGCUGAGCGGAGGGCCGACUGACUGAGGAGAGGCAUUCCUUGUCCUUCUCCACUCUGCCGUAACAUUAAAACAUGGCUGCCGGCCACCACUGACAAUUACUGCCCGCGUUUCCAGAGAGCAGCUUGGAAAGUCAGCGAGAAGUCACACACUGUCUUCCAGCAUUUCACCUCAGUGUAGGACAGGACAGGGAGGGGGAGAGAGAGAGAGGUGGAGAAGACAGGCUAGGAGGGAGGGAGAGGACUGGACAGGGAGGCGGGAGGGUAGGAAGAAGGGGAGGGAUGUUUUUUUCCGCCAAUGAAUCAGCCAUUGUCGUGAGAUAUGAGAGUCUGGUGCUUCAUGAAGGGCAGUGGACACUGACUAAUGUUGCUGCUGAAUUGCAGGCAAAAUUAAAUCAGCUCCAAAACCACUUUCUGGUCAAAAACGUUAUUUAUCUAUGAGGUAGUUUACGGAGGAACAGCAGCUCAUCUUUUCCAUAACAACCUGGUCAACAAGUUGCAAACAGUGGGCCUAUGAUUAUGUGAUUGUUGGAUAAAAUCAGGAUGAUUUAAGGAAUGACUUAACACUUCCACACCACUUCAACACAGUAUCUAAAUCAGCCAGUCCAACCCAGUGGGUUUGUAGAUGUCCACUAGACUAGUGUUUCCCAUUUCCAGUCCUCCAGUACCCCCAACAGCACACAUUUUUGUUGUAACCCUGGACAAACUCCCCUGAUUCAACUAAUUGAGGGCCUGUUGAUUGGUUGAAUCAGGUGUGCUUGUAUUGGAGCUACAACAAAAAUGUGUGCUGUUGGGGGUACUGGAGGACUGGAGUUGGGAACCAAUGUACUAGACCUCGGAUGAACCUGCUACAGUCCUCCCUGUUUUGUCUGACAAAUCCCCCCCAUUGUUCUGCUGAUUAUGCUUUCUUCGUGGGAACCCUGUCUUGUUGAUUAGAUGUCCUUUGUCUAGCUCUGCUGCAGUAGGCUAGUUGUCUAGAGAACUGGAAUCAUACUGUAGUAGUCAGAGGCUUGAUGCCCUGCCUGUAAUUCUGGAUUAAAACAAUGAUAUGGUAAUGAAUAGUCUAUGUUCCAUAGGCCUAUACUUUCUAAUGUAAUUUGAUUCAAUGAUAAUUAAUUAAUAUAGCUAGCUACUCAGUGAUCCCCUUUCUCGAUAUGACCCUUCUCAUUCAAAUUCUCAUAAUAGAAUGACAGCAAUCAUCUGUGAAAGAUGUUGUGAAAAACAAACAUUGUUACAUUUUACAUUUUGUUGACAGUUAUGACUGUUUAUUUAAUGUUUAAUCCACAGGAGGAGCCUCUGCCUCCCCCACCACCACCCAGAGGGUUCUAUAUCCAUGGUGAUGUUGGUAAGAUACGUUGUAACACAUUAUCUGCAAGUUAUAACACAUUAUCUGCAAGUUAUAACACAUUAUCUGCAGGUUGUAACACAUUAUCUGCAGGUUGUAACACAUUAUCUGCAGAUUAUAACGUAUUAUCUACAGGUUAUAACACAUUAUCUACAAGUUAUAACACAUGUGGAAAACCCCCUGUGGCUCCACCAAAAUGUUGCAGUUUCUGCAGCCCAUUCAGACACUUCUCCUUUCGGUGCCUAGGUCUGGCUGUAGAACUCUCUAACCUCCCUGACCUUGGUCAACUGACCUCUGAUUGGUUGACAUCUGAUGCUCAGAAUCACCAGACAUAUCUAGCCAAUCAGCUGCAGGCGAUUACCUGGUUUGGACCAGUUUAGGCUGCUCUGAACUCAGUCUCCUCCAGCUGCACAGAGAGCGGAUGCUCUUGUAUAUCUAUGCUGCUCCCUUUCACCUCUGGACUUCUCCAUCCAAGGACUACCACAUCUGGACUCCUUUAGUGUGUGUCACUUCCUAAAAUACCAUGCAUCUUCACACAUCUAUCACAUUUAUCACAAUCACUCAUUUUCUCCUGUAAUGCUAGUGUGUGUUGCAGCUGGCAAUAAACCUGAGUUUUUCACCCAUCUCCUACUGAGCCAUCUCCCUCUAACCGGGGUCAGUUGUUCCAUCCACCUUUUACAAGCAACUCUAUGGGUCCACCUCUUACCGGGUGUCGCUCUCUUUCAACACAUUACCCACAAGUUAUAACAAAUAAUCUGCCAGUUAAAACAUUAUCUACAAGGUAUAACCCAUUAUCUGCAAAUUAUAAUACAAUAUCUGCCAGUUAAAACAUUAUGUAUAGGUUAUAACACAUUAGCAGCAGGUUAUAACACAUUAUAUGACAGUUCUAACACUUACUUACAUUCAGUUUGAUGCUGACCCUGUGACUACUGACUAGGCAUGGUAUUGCCAUGGUUCAUGCUUUUUUUGUGGAUUUUGUUAGCUAUAUUUUAUGAUCCAUAUAUGUUUCGUUCUUGUCUGUCUUUUUUGGGGUGAAUUCCAGGCACAGGGAAGACCAUGCUUAUGGAUAUGUUUUACUCUCAUGUGGAUAACGGAUGUAAGAAAAGGGUCCAUUUCAACAGCUUCAUGUUGGACAUCCACAAAAGUUAGUGCUCUCCUCCUAGUAUGUCUCUUAAUAUACAGCUGUCAGAGGUUUGUUUGCUUGACUUUGAGCAAGUCCGACACCCCCAUACAUUCUGUAUCGUAUAUUUACCUCACUCUCUGCUGAUCCUGAUGCCAUACUAAAUUGUGUACCAUUAUGCAAAUAAGUAAAAUUACUGCUGUUACUACUACUUUGCAUUGUUAGUGGGUUUGAAUUUCAGAUGCAGGUGUGCUGUAAGAUGUUUGUGUCUGACGAUUGUGUAACCUUGUUAAAGGGAUCCACCGGAGGAAACAAAGCACUCCUCAACGGAGGCUAGGGAAAAUGUUCACCUAUGACCCCAUCUUGCCGGUUGCCAUGGAGAUCAGCAAUGAAACCUGUGUCUUGUGUUUCGACGAGUUUCAGGUGAGCGUGUGUGUGUGGAACGAGGAGGACUUGAGGUGACUCAAGCAGGUGUUUUUGGACACAUAACAAACUACAGUUAAAAAACAGCAUAACAAAAGGCACAAAACAACAAAAACGGUAAUUUCCAUUAACUAUCGACUGCACAAACUAAUAAGACAGAACACCAAAUUAGUCAGUGGAGUUUUAUGUGCCAGCUAAUGGGGAUGACAUAGACAGAAUUAGCAGAUCCUUCAAAACAUUAACAUCUCAUUUAUACUGAUGAACAGUAGGCCAUAUCAUAGGCAGGGUAAUGGCUCUAAAGCAUUUUUCCAUGUCCUCCUCUUGCUUAGAGCCAUUUGAGGGGAAGGUAAUGAGUCUCCUCAGACUCACAUAAACAGGGCUGGAGCCACCUAGUGGUUGGUGUGAGUGUAGCAGCACUCGGAGAUCCUACUCGGGCACUGAAAUAGCGACUGGCGGCGGCAUAACAUGGAGGAAGCUGCAUCCCCACACAUUUGCUCUGGAUCAUAUGUACCUCUUAUAAGCAGUCCAACAGCAUUACAAUAACUGUAGUUGCCUUCCCGACAAUCCUAACAGUAGUGAUGUAUCCACUGGUACAAAUAAGACCAGUACUCUGCUCUUUAGCUCUUUUAUCAUGCUGGCUAGUUGAUAUCUGCAUUGAGAGGCAUAUAGCCUUGCUUCUCAGUGAGUGACAAUAAGACGCAUAGGUAUUAUCACUCAUCCUUAUGGGGGGUCAAAGGUCACCGUAGGCACUGUCUCUCUCUUUAAUCACUCCCAGGGUGCAUCGGUGUGGAACAAGACCCUCUCCUUUCAUUCUGCCUUUUCACAUUUUAAACUGCCGCACUCUCUCUCCUCUCGCAUCCUCAUUGAUUUGUUUUGUUUACGGUUGCCUUGCUGCUUUGCUUUCUUUGCUUGUCGACUGUUGCUACUGGUGAAUAUGGACAACACGUGUGUCGUUGUAUGUGAUGCAUAAACAAGAGGACGGGGGGGAGGGAAGGAUUGUGUGGGGGGGGGGGGGGGGUUGAGGGUCCAUACCAAUCAGCAUCCUCCUCCACUCAGCCAUGCAAAUGAGGCUAUGUGGGUAUCAGUCGCACUCUCCUGUUUCCUUAAGUGAGUGGCGCUGGAAAGCGACUGGCGGCGGCAGCGGGUCAGAUGGAUCUUAUCCUCUUAAAUGCUAAUGACAUUUCUCCAUUCUCUUCAUUAGCACUGUGCCAUUAUCAGUAAUUUGUAGCCCCCCCCCCCCCCCCCCCCCCCCCUUUUGUCCCCCUCCAAGUCUCUCUAAUGAAUACUGGGCAUUGAGAAGGACGCCUGAGACGGAGAGAGGGAUGGAGAGACAGAGAAAGAGAGACUGAGGACAGAGACAGAGUGGGAAGAAAGCGCUUCAGGCUUUCAUUGUCUCAGAACCCCAGUCAGUGGGGCCUAUCUGUGAAAUUACUCAGGUUGUGUUGUUGUGUACGUAAAGGGGUGUAAGAUCAAAAGAGGCUUAAUUUGGCACCCAAGUGCGACGCUGCGGUAAACUGACUCCCCGCUAGAGUAAUUGGAUGCUCAUUUGAAUAUCGACAGUGGCGGCGGCUGUCGCACCGUUGUUUUUGUCUUGCACAAGUGCCGUAUAUUAGCCCCCCUUCUCUUUCUCUGGGAAACCUUUCGUAUCUCUCUUUCUCUCUCUGCUCUCUUCGUAUUCAGCAAUCAAUAUCGGCCCUUGGAGUGUGCGGUGUGUUUAGGGCCCAUGAAUAAACAAAUACAGGUUGGAUAAAGGUCAUAAUUAAAUGAUUCUUUUGAAAUUAAAAUUAAAAAUAACGGCUGGAGGAAAUGGGGCCUAUUCAGUGAGUAUAUAGGUCCCAGGCACCUUGGCUUUAUGUGGAUGUCACACACACACACACACACACACACACACACCCCUUAAUUGACUGAAGGAGAGUGCCUCUUGCUGCCUUGUUGCAAAAUCAAGGCUUUAGCUCCGAUGCUAAUGUAGUAUUGGCAGAGGGCAGAGGGGUUAGCAUGCGAAAGUAGAAGACACUCCAGGCUAAGAAAGGCAGCAUAUGCUGUGGGGAUGGCAGUCAUAAGUGUCUGUAUGAAACGGGAAGUAAAGGAGAGGAAAAGAGAGGGACGUUAAGGAGGGGGAGGGACCAUUAGAUAACAGGAACACCCUUCCUCUUAUCCACAAGUUCGCCAACCCUACUUCUCUACAUGGACUACAGUCUGCUUGAUUCCUAAUGAAAUACAUUAGAGUGGAUUUGACCAAGGAGAUUGAUUAUAGUGAUCAUAUAGAUAUUGGGGGGGGUGUAACAGAAGUACAGUACAGUUUUACUAUUUGGCAAGAUGGUCAGUCAAUCAGUUGCUCAUAAUGUUUGCCAAUGUCCUCUUGACAUGUGUGGAUUGAUUCACCGUAGUGCCGUGUUGUUGGUGGAAAAGGCAGCGGUUCCAUAGUGCUAAUAGAUAAUGAUCGUGGAGGCCAGCAGCAGCUCAGGGACAGUAAAGCCGUCAGGGCCCUCUUCACAAAAUGACCUCCAUCUAACACACACAAUCCCACACACUUCACACACCUUUUGUGCGGCCAUCUGGGAGUCUCUUUGUUUGCCAUUGUGGCCCCUGUUCGAAUUCAUAUCGCUAUCAUUUUUUUGUUAUUCUUUUCUUUCUCUCGUUCUCUCGCUUUGUCUGUUGAGUUGAUUAGCUCUGCCUCGCCGCGUUGGCUUGGCUACUUGUCCUCCACAGAAAGCUGCGUUGUGUGUGUGACCAUGACCAGGGUGAGAGAAUGGAAAAGACGUACAUCUAAAUGACUAAUCAGCUCAGGAGAUUGCGUGGUCAUUCUCAGCUCCCAUGUGUUGACCUAUAUGCGCACACAACCAUAUGCUUUUCUGCCACAAGAGAAGGCACAUUGUAGUCUGGCUGCCUUUUAAAUUCUCUCUCUCUCUCUCCCCCCCACCCCCAGGUGACUGACAUAGCUGAUGCGAUGAUUCUGAAACAGCUGUUUGAGACGUUGUUCAGGACUGGGGUAGUGGUGGUGGCCACCUCCAACAGGCCCCCUGACGGUGAGGUCAAAGUAAAUUCGCUCUCUGUACUGAGUCUCUUAAGGAGAGGUACUACAGUGCAGAUACCUUUUUGAUUCACGCAAUUCAUAUUAUUCACACGGCUCAUGCUUUAUUCGUGCACAACUGUGGUAUCAUUGUACUGUUAUUUGAUUUUGUGGCACACACACACAAUCAGAGUCCUACAUCAUUGUCAGUUUGUAAAGCAAUGCAGCUCGCUCCUUUCUCCUAUUGUGCUGUUGAACAAAGUCACACAUGCUGCUUUAACUCUACAGUACCGCUCCAAUUCACAUCCAGUCCAACCUGUUCACUUCACAUCGUGUCAAGCUCACCUUUCACUUCCAUAUAGCCCACGCCAUUGUUUUUCAAUUAUACUCACAAUUUGGGCUCUCACUGUUUCUCUCACUGUUUCUGGAGGUUAUCAGAUAUCCGAUAUAGUGCCCUAUCAUGUGGAUGCAUAUUUGAUCCUUUGGAUUCAGUCACAGUUAACUGGAAUAAGCUGAUAUUGUUUGUAUGGCAGCCCGAGGAGGUCGGUGAGACUGUGUAUAGCUGGGGUCGUGUUCAGCAGUGCACUGUAGCAAAACGCUUGGCAACAAAAAAACGAAAAGCUGUGUUCUUAUGGGAGAAGUUCCUCCCUGUUUCACACCGUUCCAAAACAUUUUCUCCCUACUGAACACAGCCCUGAUGAUGAUGCUGAAGGAGAGAGAGGGUUAAAUCACAGACAUACAUUUAAAUAUAUGGCUCUGGGGUGAACUAGGCUUCUUUCUGUUUGUUGAACUGAUGUUGAACAGCUCCUGCCUUUUUCUCCAUACCACUAUUAUCUGAAUCACCUGAAAUCCAGUGUUGUGUGUUGCCUCUCUGGAUCAAAGACUGUUCAAAGCGUUAUUUUUAAUCAUGAAAGAAGGAAAAAAUUAUUUGAUACACGUUCCAUGAAUCGAGCCAUGUAAACUCUUUAAUCUCUCCCUCACUCUCGCUCCCUCCAUCUCUCUUUCUCUGUCUCAUUCUCUCUUUGUUGAUUCCACCGCUGUUGUUUUGUCAAGGCUGUGAUGUUACAUUUAAUGCUAAGUGAGCAAGGUGGAGAGAGAGAGCAAGGGAGGGAGUAUGAGAGGGAGAGAUAAAGACAUGACGUUGGCUCUCUUCUCAGGGCUAACGUCAUCAAUGUCUCGUCGCUCAAUGGGUUUCCAGUUGAUGGCAACCGAGAUCGCUCUCUCUCUCAUUACAAAGACAAGCUUGUCUGACAUUUACCAGCCAUUAAGAACAAAGCGACUGACCACGCAAACUUGAUGGAGAUGCUUGUUUGUUUUUUAAUUAGACAGCUAAUGGAACACUAAGCCCUCAGAGACAGCCUGACAUGAAAGUAAAGGAGGAUUCCUCCUUUAUUGAUCUCCACAUGAGAUUGUGCUAGCUAGACUAUCAAACACAGCUAAAGUGGGUUAUGUGGUGGAUAGAUGGUGCUAGGCUAUCAAAAGCAGCUAAAGUGGGUUAUGUGAUUGAAGGGGAACUUACUUUGAGAUCAUGUGUCACGCUCCUCAGCACACUCUUGUUUUUGUCUGUUGUUGUGUAGCUCGAGCAGAGCAGUUGUCUCCUUGUCGUUCUUUAGAUGCACUUUUGUUAAUGGAUGUUUAGUAGAGAAGGACAGGCUGAAUGCUUCAUUUCAAGGUUGACACUAGAUUGUGGUGACUGUGGUGAAUUUAGCUGCCUGCCUCUCAGGCCCAUUGUAGGUCAGGCCACCUUACAUUUCAAUGGGAUCUAAUGUCGCAUCUCACACACAACCUGGAAGGAUGGAUGUGGGCUGUAUGAUUAAGCUUACCUUUUUCCACCCACAGUAAAAAAAAAUGGACUUCUUCAAUGUGUUGUAUUUGCUUCAUCUUGACUUUUUCUAUUAAAGUUGCCCUAAACAUGUUUUACCACAUUGAUAGGAGCCUCCUCACGACACACAUUGUUAGGCGUAGUAUACAGUGCAUUCAUAAAGUAUUCAGACCACUUCCCUUUUUCCACAUUUUGUUACGUUACAGCCUUAUUCUAAAAUGGAUUAAAUAAAACAUGUUCCUCAUCAAUCUACACACAAUACCCCAUAAUGACAAAGCGAAAAAAGGGUUUUAGAAAUGUUUGCAAAUGUAUUCAAAAUAAAAAACAGAAAUGCCUUAUUUAUAUAAGUAUUCAGACCCUUUGCUUGAAAUUGAGCUCAGGUGCAUCCUGUUUCCAUUGAUCAUCCUUGAGAUGUUUCUACAACUUGAUUGGAGUCCACCUGUGGUAAAUUCAAUUGAUUGGACAUGAUUUGGAAAGGCACACACCAGUCUAUAUAAGGUCCCACAGUUGACAGUGCAUGUCAGAGCAAAAACCAAGCCAUGAGGUCGACGGAAUUGUUCGUAGAGCUCAGACAGGAUUGUGUGGAGGCACAGAUUGUCUGCAGCAUUGAAGGUCCCCAAGAACACAGUGGCCUCCAUCAUUCUUAAAUGUAAGAAGUUUGCAACCACCAAGACUCUACCUAGAGCUGGCCGCCUGGCCAAACUGAGCAAUCGGGGGAGAAGGGCCUUGGUCAUGGAGGUGACCAAAAACCUGAUGGUCACUGACAGAGCUCCAGAGUUCCUCUGUGGAGAUGGGAGAACAGAAGGACAGCCAUCUCUGCAGCACUCCACCAAUCAGGCCUUUAUGGUAGAGUGGCCAGACGGAAGCCAUUCCUCAGUAAAUGGCACAUGACAGCCCACUUGGAGUUUUCCAAAAGGUACCUACAGACUCUCAGAACACGAGAAACAAGAUUCCCUGGUCUGAUGAAACCAAGAUGGAACUCUUUGCCCUGAAUGCCAAGCGUCACGUCUGGAGGAAACCUGGCACCAUCCCUACGGUGAAGCGUGGUGGCAGCAUCAUGCUGUGGGAUGUUUUUCAGCGGCAAGGACUGGGAGACUAGUCAGGAUCGAGGGGAAAGAUGAAUGGAGCAAAGUACAGAGAGAUCCUUGAUGGAAAACCUGCUCCAGAGCGCUCAGGACCUCAGACUGGGGUGAAGGUUCACCUUCCAACAGGACAAUGACCCUAAGCACACAGACAAGACAACGCAGGAGUGGCUUCUGGACAAGUCUCUGAAUGUCCUUGAGUGGCCCCGGACUUGAACCCGAUCUAACAUCUCUGGAGAGACCUGAAAAUAGCUGUGCAGCGACGCUCCCCAUCCAACCUGACAGAGCUUGAGAGGAUCUGCAGAGAAGAAUGGGAGAAACUCCCCAAAUACAGGUGUGCCAAGCUUGUAGCGUCAUACCCAAGAAGACUCGAGGCUGUAAUCGCUGCCAAAGGUGCUUUAACAAAGUACUGAGUAAAGGGUCUGAAUACUUAUGUAAAUGUGAUAUUUCACUAUGCCACUAAUUUACAUUUUAGUCAUUUAGCAGAUGCUCUUAUCCAGAGCGACUUACAGUUAGUGAGUGCAUACAUUUUUCAUACUGGCCCCCUGUGGGAAACGAACCCACAACCCUGGCGUUGCAAACGCCAUGCUCUACCAACUGAGUUAGACAUGCCUAGAGUGCCUUCACCAUGCCUCCUAAGCUGCGGGCACACUACACUGCAAGAGUUGAGAGGGUUGGAAGGAAUGGAAUAUGGAUCAUAUGAGUUACCUAACUAAGGACAGAACAUAAACACUGGCCUUCAGUACAUCGUGGGGCGAGUCACUGUUGACAGUCAAACCAGAUUGCCAUCUUUAAAGUAGACAACAGUGGUCAAGCCACUGAAAGCAACAUAACUUCGCUAACGUUAGAUGGCUUUGAUAGUGGUAGCUAACUAGUUAGAUCACUUGUUGGUUAAUGUGGUUAAAGCUAGCUGGCUAAUGUGGCAAUGACAGUUGUUCGUUAGCUAACUAGCUGGCUAAAAUAGACACAAACCGACAUAGCUAGCUAGCAUUAACUUGCUAGCUAACUUAGCUUGUUAAGUCGUUAUCCAACAAGCAAGUCAAUUAUAUAACGUUAGCUAUUACUACACAUUAGUUAAGGAAAAACAAUAAUUAGGGGAUUUGUUCCGCUUGUGUUUACCAAAUAAUCAUGACUUAAGUAGUUAACUAGCAUUCUGGGCAGCUAACGUUAACUGUCGUAGCUAGCUAACGUUAACUAGCUGAAUUCCUUAGUUAACGUUAGCGUAAUAUCGAAAAGCCCUAACUAGCUACGACUGCAAUUAGUUAUGGAAAACAGUUUGUUUAGACACCAACUGGUAUUUAUUAAGCAGAACAAACUGAUGUUGUGGAUAAUCAAUCACGACAGCUAGCUAGUUAGAAAGGAUUAACGCUAGCUAGCUAAAAACCUGCAUCAUCCAUAUAUGUAUAUAUUCCUUUACUUAGAUUUGUGUAUUAGCUAUUUGUUGUGGAACUGUUAGAUAUUACUUGCUAGAUAUUGCUGCACUGUCGGAACUAGAAGCACAAGCAUUUCGCUACACUCACAAUAACAUCUGCUAACCAUGUGUAUGUGACCAAUAAAUUUGAUUUGAUAUAUACAAAAGUAUGUGGACAAAUAAGAUAACCAUGCGCAAUGCCAAGCGUCGGCUGGAAUGGUGUAAAGCUCGCCGCCAUUGGACACUGGAGCAGUGGAAACGCGUUCUCUGGAGUUAUAAUAACACGUCACCAUCUGGUAGUCCAACAGACACAUCUGGAUUUGGCAGAUGCCAGGAGAACGCUACCUGCCCGAAUACAUAAUGCCAACUGUAAAGUUUGGUGAAGGAGGAAUAAUGGUUUGGGCUUUUUUUCAUGGUUCGGGCUAGGCCCCUUAGUUCCAGUGAAGGGAAAUCUUAAAGCUACAGCAUACAAUGACAUUCUAGAUGAUUCUGUGCUUCCAACUUUGUGGCAACCGUUUGGGGAAGGCCCUUUCCUGUUUCAGCAUGACAAUGCCCCCGUGCACAAAGCGAGGUCCAUACAGAAAUGGUUUGUCGAGAUUUGUGUGGAAGACCUUGACUGGCCUGCACAGAGGCCUGACCUCAACCCCAUUGAACACCUUUGGGAUGAAUUGGGACAUCAGUGCCUGACCUCACUAAUGCUUUUGUGGCUGAAUGGAAGCAAGUCCCCGCAGCAAUGUUCUGACAUCUAGUGGAAAGCCUUCUCAGAAGAGUGAAGGCUGUUAUAGCAGGAAAGGGGGGACGAACUCCAUAUUAAUGCCCAUGAUUUUGGAAUGAGAUGUUCAACGAGCAGGUGUCCACAUACUUUUGGUAAUGUAGUGUACCUUAACAACGUUAAAACAAGUCUAACUUCAUUGUCAGCUGCUACUCCUGUAAACUUAAACCCAAACAUCAACAACACCUACUCGUUUUCAUCUUUCCAAGUAGUUUAAGGGUGUGUGUGUCUCUGUGUUUUAUCGGUCUAUCAGGGAUGCUACUUCAAAUGUAAUUUGUUCCAGCAGAGCUAAUUGGAAAGUCUAUUCACGGGACUCUGUGGACAAUGUCCGAGCUGAAAAAGCGAAAGUCCUUUCUCCCGCCACCAUUGUUUGGGAAUGUAAUGAAUUUUAUGCUGCUGCUGCGGGUAGAGAAAUCCAUUUUUCUCCCUCUGCCCUAGUCCCUUUUGUCCUGCCUCCCCACCCAUCCUUUAGUUCAUCAAUAGCCACUUUAUGUGCCAAUCUGUGGCGGGAGAAUUACAUUAUUAGGGGGCUAAACAGCAGCGCUAACAUGGCGCCUCCCUCUCCUUUCAGAGCUGUACAAAAACGGACUUCAGAGAGACGCCUUCCUGCCUUUCAUCAACGUGUUGAAGGUAAAGACAAAGUCAUCCCCUCUUCUCUCCUCUUUUUAAUGUAUUCAUUCAUUUAUUCUCUCAUCCACCAGACACCUCACACAAACACACACACACACACCUCCGUUACUGUGUCUGUCUCUUUCCAAUUUGCUGUUGUGUGUUUUUUUUGGUGUGUUUUCUACCUGAGAAGCACAGUAUCACACACGAUGUCACAAAGCUGACUUUGAUCAUACCUGGAGAUGGUGAAAGACUCAAACGGACACAGAGAGAGAGGGGGAGUGGGGAGGGUAAGAGAGAAACCUAGAGCUAGAAAGAGAACGAACGCUCGCUGUGUGAAUGGGAAACAGACAAGCGAGCGGAGGGAAUGAACCAGCCUGCUUGCAUUUCAAAGUGAGGAGAGAAAGGGGAGCGAGAGGGGUGGGCUGCGGGGUAGCACCAUGGAUAGAAACAAGCAAUGCUCCGAGACUACUUUGCAAUUUAAUAGCAUUAUUAUAAGCAGGUAGAACCAUUAUCCAUUAACCAUUAUCCUGGCAGCACCAGAGAUGAUUACGAGGUGUUUAUACUGACUAUGAUCAUAAAUAAUUGCGGAAUAAUUUUACAUUCAUUUUGCAGGAGAGGAGAGCAGGAAAACAUUCUUUCACUUUUCAUAACUAAAUAGUAGAGAUAAACGUUAGGAAAUGGAUCCCUCUUGUGAAACAGAGGGUUGCGUGGGUGCUCGAACAUACACACACACACACAAUGAUAGUUAUUGCACGGGCGCGCGCACACACACCCCAGUGGUACCUCUGAGGAAUCAUCAGAAGACGUACAAGAACACGCAGAACAGACAACCCAGGCAUUUCCCUAAAGAGAGCAUCUACUAAUCCAAGAAGGACCUUUCUAUGUGGUAAUAUCAUGGGCUAGAUGAUACCUUUUACCACUGAUGUAUGUAGUUAACACAACCACUAACCUUAAAGAGCGACUUAACGUACCGAUUCCGCAAGUUACUCAUUAAGAAAAACGAGAUUUCAGUCUUAGCGGUGUGGUUCGAUGUGGAAGCUACUGAUGUUUGUCCCCCAUGAGACACCAUAGGAACAAAACCAGUAUAUCUUCCUCAAAAUAGUCAGAAUGACUCUAAGAACUCAAGAAAUCUGUAAGGAAUUUUGAUGUGUUUGCAGAGGAGGUUUUAGUCAUGCAAUUUUACAUUUGCUAAGGUAUUUGGUGCAGUAUUUCUCAAGUUAUAAAAAAAAUAUGCCACAUGUUGUCUUAUGUAAACAAAGUCAGAUCAGCUGCAGUGCUGGGCAGGUUUGUCUCACUGUCUGUGUGUUCUGCUGUAGGAUUGGAUAUAGCGCAAUCACCAUGUGUAUCCCUUGUUAGUAGGCAAGUGAGCAUUGUCGAAAUGAAUAACCAACCCCUCAAAUAAGUAAUGACAAUCUCGCUUACAAAAGUCUGUUUUGGACAAGACUGACUUUGACCAAAAUUAUCCUAUUUACACUUAGUAAUCAAUUUUGACACUAGAAUAAAUGUUUCUGACUAAUAUCGAUGCCACAGGCCGUUUUUAUAUCCGAUAAAUUGUUUAUUGCCAUCAGUUGCGCUUUAAAGUCAUAAAGCACUCACACCCAAACUUCUAUCUAACCAUUGGUUGUGGAAUGCACAUGUUCUCAGGGGAUUAAGGUUUGGUUUGGGGGUGUUUUUAAUGAAGAGUUUCAGGGUCACUGGAGCUCUACUGUGUGUCCCCCUCCAUUUUGGUCUUUCACCAGGGCCUUAAAGUCACCAUACCCCAAAACCGCUCCCCUCUCCACCUCUUGCCCUCAUCCUAAUCCAGCCUCAUAAGGAACUGUGAAUGCCCUUGGUCCCAUUCUGCCUCCUCUCUGCCUCCUCUCUGUCCCCUCUCUUUCAGACUCCCAUGUUGCCCUUUGUGAGGCCAUCUGGUUUUGGGGUGGAGUGGAGAGUUUGGGGAUGCUCCCCUCCCAACAGUGGACGUCCUGCCAAGUUAGAAAGGGUUGGUGGGGGUGUGAUCAUUUACAUUUUAGACAUUUAGCAGACACUCUUAUCCAGAGCGACUUACAGGAGCAAUUAGGGUUAAGUGCCUUGCUCAAGGGCACAUCGACAGAUUUUUCACCUAGUCGGCUCGGGACUUAGAACCAGCGACCUUUUGGUUACUGGCACAGCGCUCUUAACCACUAAGCUACCUGCCGCCAGGUGUGAUGAGGGUGGUUCCUCGCCCCCACUGGGUGACCCUAAAUAGUUUGAAUUAAAGCUGGAAGGGACCAAUGAUUCCAUCCCUCUGACACUUUGGAUGUAGAGUCAGUGUGUUUUGGAGUGAAGCCAUGGUGUGAAAGGGGGAGGAGAGGUGAGUAGUGAGUGAGGGUGUGAGGGUGUGAAAUUAGCCUCUGACCUCUCCUCCCUGUCACCUGAGCUGGAGUGUUAGGGGUUAAUCCCUCCCUCUCCAGCGUGGAUGUCUUAUAUCUCUAUUGACUUCUGAUUAGAGGAGACCCCAGGGACCCUCGAACCACCCUGCCAAGCCCCCCAAACCACCCUGCCUCUUCCCCCAACUAGCUACCUUGCCGAGCGUUCUGCUACCCUCCUGCCUAGCCCCCUCCUACUGCUCCCAGCGUUCACAGGGGUAGUUACAAGAGAGAGCGAGAGAGAGAUCACACUCGUUUUGAUCUGUCCUCUAUCCCCCUCUUUCAUUCUCUUCAGCAUUUCUUUCUUAGGCGAGGAGACUGCAUUCGCUUUCUCUGUCCCUCCUCCAACUUUCUCUUUCUUUUCUUUUCUUUUCUUGGUCUACCUCUGUUAUCCCUAUCUGCAGGCCCAAGGUCAGGAGAUUUUUCCCUGUCCUCUUUUGAUGCUGGAGAAAUAUGAUAACCUUUAUAAAACUUGAGUAGCUGUAUUCUCCCCCCCCCCCCCCCCUUCAUCUAUCCUUCCUUUGUGGUGGCUAAUUGCUAUGUAUUGCAGGAAGUUCUUUUUAGAAAAAAAAAUAAUAAUAAUACAUUUAAUAAAUAAGUCGACCGUUGCAACAUGUUCAGCUGCAAGGAAAAAAUUGACUGAAAUACUUGUUCCCCUCUAGUAAAGGCCUUUCUGUCUGUUGAGGACCUAUGUAGAGGGGUUCGAAGAGUGCCCAGUAAAUGAAAAUUGAUGGCUGCUAUUGUCCCCCUGGCAUUUAGUUACAUAACAAUAAUGCUCCCUGUGCCUUGGGUUUUACUUUAACUCUUUCUUUUAAAUAAUUUCUUCACAACAUAGCUUUCAAGUCAUGUAUUUUCCAAUGGAAUAGAAAUAGCCUUGCAUUUGUUGCUUUUCAUGGACAUUCUAUCGGUGAAAUGUAAUGGCGUUCAUUUCUUUCUUUUCCUUUCUGACUGGCAUUCUGUCUUUGUUUUUUGCCCCUAGAAUAUUUGUUCUACCGGUAAGUUUUUCUGUGAGUGCGUGCGUGCGUGCGUGCGUGCGUGCGUGGCAGGCCACCUCAGAGCCCCUGUGACAGGAGCUUUAAUCUGAUAAUGGCUCAUUUAGAUCAUGAAAGAGAGCAGCAGAGACUGGGGUUUUACACUCUCCACAUCUCUCUCCAUCACUCACUCCACAUCUCUCUCCAUCACUCUCCACAUCUCUCUCCAUCACUCUCCACAUCUCUCUCCAUCACUCACUCCACAUCUCUUUUUCCUUUUUCCCACAUGUGCACCUACAUUUAUUUAUAUUUCUCUCCUUCCAUUCCCCCCGUUUCUUGAUUCCAGUCUCCCGCGCUCGCUCGCUCGCUCUCUCUCUAACUGCCUCCCUCCUAUAGGAGUACUGUUGUGAUUGUCUGCUUCUCUCUGGAGCGCUAGUGGCCAGGUGCAGAUGGGACACCCCCCUUACCCAUGUCGCUGCAUGUCAUGGGGGGUACGGGAGGGAGGCUCCAGCUGGGAGUGGGGGGGGUCUGGAGGAGUGGAGCUGGGGGUUCAGUGGGGCCCUGGAUCACCUAAAGGCGGGCCCUGUGCUCAAAAGAUGUUUCCUCAAGAGGAGCAGCCGAGGCAGGGGGAGGUUGUGAGAACGACCCCGUGGAACAAACCAUCCAGGACCCAAGGCAGUCACACUUUAAGGGAAUAGCUCAUUAGGUGUAAUUAGGGUGGUCACAUUGUUAUGCCCCCCCCCCCCCCGUAGCGUCACUUGGAGUGAAUAAAUUCACCACACACACACCCGCUCCCCUCCCCAGUUAGUGAAAACACUUUGAUGUCAGAAGAGUCGUCCAGGACGGGCCAGCAUAAAGGCACUGUUUUAGACUUUCUCUUUUCUCCCUCUCUUUCUCCCAACCCCUCUAUCCCUCCCUCCCUUUUCUUCUCCCCCUUCACACAGGCUGUAAGACACACACGGAUGAAUGGACGACAACCUUUCCCCUCCAACUCCCGCCCCACACAUACACACAUUCUCUCCCUGCCCUCCCCCCAACUCUUUUUCAGCCUUCCCACCCCAUGUUCUUUGAGGCCUGGUCAAUUCUCUGGGCCCCCCCAAAAAAAAAGCAUCAAAUGUUUUCUGCAGUUGGUAAUGAGGGAGUGGACCUCAUCAGGCCACAGUAGUCAGCUAUCCUUGGCUUUUGUUGCUGCUCAAUGGCACCGCGCUCUUUGAAAAACUCAAAAGCAACUUUUUGAGGAGUGAGGGACAGAGAAAAGGGGGGGGAGAAGCCACUGUUUGUAUGCUAAACGGCUGUCCAGAGAGAGAGUGGUGGACAGCUUGGACAAUUACAUGAUUGGAGCUACAUGUUUUAGGAUGACUUUUUCUAAAGAGACUCUGAUUCUCAUGUCUGUCAUGGCUGUGUGAGAAAACAAGAUAAAGCAAGAAAGGGUGCUCUUUGACUGGUGGCGAGCUAUCCUGACAGUAACUGGAUUGCUACCGGUUUAUUGAAAAGGGAUAUUCAGAAUGUGGUGUAGGAUUUUGAGUUAGAGGAAAGUAUGGCAUAUGAAAGUGUGUAAUUAGGGAAUAAGGUUAUGUGGAGAAGUUGUAGUGUGGAGAGGAACAUCCUAGCAUGUGGGGGGCAGGAUGGAGAGAAGAGUAGAGUCAUAGGUGAGUGAAGUCUGCGAGGAAAGAGCGAGAACUUUCCAAACCCCUCAAGAUGGUAAUCAUGUAAUAACCGACAAGGCCUCCUGCUCAUCUGAUUAGAAAUAACCAAUGAUGCCAUCAUCACUGAUUGUGUUGCCUUCACCUCUCUCUCUCUCUCUCUCUCUCUCUCUCUCUCUCUCUCUCUCUCUCUCCUCUCUCUCUCUCUCUCUCUCCUCUCUCUCUCUCUCUCCUCUCUCUCUCUCUCUCUCUCUCUCUCUCUCUCUCUCUCUCCUCUCGCUCUCUCUCUCUCCUCUCUCUCUCUUCGUCUCUCUCUCUCUCUCUCUCCUCUCUCUCGUCGACCCAUCAGGCUUCUAUAGGUAGACAAAUCCAAGAGGGAAAAAAAGGAGGGAGAAGAUUAGCGUUGGUUUUGUAAUGCGACGCGGCGGUUGAUGGCGCCGCCGAGGUGUUAUUGCGGAGGGACUAUUUACCCGUCGGCCGCGGCGCUGCUUGGUGAGGUCGCGGCUCGGUUGAUGAAAUGACAUGUCCCUUUUGUGCGUGGGGGAUGGAGAGUUUGUCAGGUUGUUAUUAAGCCUGAUUCAACCAAUUGGCUCGGAGUGGGAACCCCGUUUGUGUGAGCGGGCGCAGAGAUAAGAAGUUGACAGCGGCGGUAGAAGAAUGGAGUAUUUCCGUCUCCUUGCUUUGUGGUGAUUGCUAAUUAUCCCACUGCUCAAGGAGGCCGGUGGCACAAAUUCACUGAUUUCAUCAUUUGCGCCGAGCUGUCAUUGAAUACUGAUUCGCCUGGCACGGCGUUCGUUUGAUGAUAUAAUUUUUUUUUCUUCUUGUCUUUUCUUUUUUUCUGAGAAUAGAGGAGAUAAUGAUUAUAGUGUGCCGUGCUCGCUGACAUGUAUCGCGUUGACGUUUUAUACUUACUGGGAAAGUUUGAACUCUGCAGCAGAAGUUUCAACUCUGCUGUUCCACUUGAAUAAAGAAAGGACUGUAGAUCAGCUAGAAAAAUACAACAAAUGAAAACAUGACAAAAACAUGAGGAAGUUAGUAAAGCCUUAAAACAUGACAGUACACUUACUGCCAUACUUGUAUUAGUUGCCAGCUGCUUCCUGUGUCACCCUCCUGUGGAAAUGCUAUUGUGCACCUCUCACUAACUCUCUCACUUACACAUUUACAUUUACAUCAUUUAGCAACUCACAUUGGUUUUGGUACCGAGGUUGUUUUUGCCACAUUGCUAAAUCAACAUGUUUGGUUUUUCUGUGUGUAGGAAUACUGCCAGCCCAUGGGCAUAGACUCUGGGGUUGACUAUAGAAGACUGGACCUACCUUCAGCAGGGAAACUCUACUACCUGUAAGAGAGUGUGUGUUUGGGCAUGCAUGCAUGAGUGUGUGUACGCAUGUAUGCCUGCAUGUGUGUUUUCUCUCACAAUGUGAAAGAGGCUUUAUAGCCACACUUCUACACUCCUAAAUAAUAGUCAGUCUCUGUGUGGGGCAGUAUGGAGGAAACACACUUAGCCCCGUGCCUCUUUUUAUGGAGAUGGUUGGGAGAGUUGGCUGUUUUGAUGUGACCCUGGCCUCCUCCCACGCCACUGGAAGGGUCAGUGCUGAUUGGAGGUGCCUCACUUUGAACACACACGAGAGGUUCUCAUGGGCCUGUAUGUCACACACACACCUCCUGUUUACACAAUCCCUGAGCUAUAACACAGUAAACAAAGUGAUGGCAACUAUAACACUAUUACAUCAACACACAUUUAAAAAAUACUACAGUUUACUAUAGAAUACUACAGUACUUACAAUAUAAUCAUGUAGUAAACUGUAGAAUACUAUACUAAACACUGUCGUAUCCCUCGAUCAUGUGUAGUACUUACUAUAGCAUUUUGUAAUAUACUGUAGAAUAUUAUAGUAAAUACUAGUGUUAUCUGCAAAAAAGUAGUUUAACUAUAGUAAUACUACAGUAUUUCUUUUUCAUAUCCUGCCCAUUCCCCUCCCCCAUAUCCCAAUUUGUGCCCCACAUAAGUGAGAAACCUACAUGCCAAGUAUAGAUUAUAUUGUGUUCCCUAUAGGUUAUAGAAAAGAGCAGAAGCUUUUUUUAUUAUUUCUCCAUUAGGUUUCCUCAAGGAGAAAGCCCCCAUUUCUAUGUCAAAAAGAAUGCAACAAAAACACUAUAGUAAAUAACACAGUAAUAUCCACAAAAACAAUACAGUCCGCAAAAACAUUAUAGUAUUCUACAGUCUCCAAAAACACUACAGUAAUUACUAUAGUAUAUACUACAGUUUUUGUUACUACAGUAUUUAAACGAUAGUUAACUGUAAAUACUACAGUAUACUACAGUAUUCACUGUAGUGUUUUUGCUGACUUUAGUCUGCAAAAACACUACAGUGAAUACUGUAGUAUUUAUACCAUAGUAUAUUAUAGUAUUUUUUUCAUGUGGGAACCUAACAAAACGCACACACUAACUGUUCUGCCAGUUUGCAUUUAAUAUGAGAGAGGAGACCGAAGGGGAGAGAGAGAGAGCAAGAGAUAGACAGACCGAAAAGGACAGAGGGAGUUAGGAGUAGGUAAGGACAGAGUAAUGCCACUAACCUACAGUGACAGUACGGCCACUAGCCUACAGUGACAGUAAGGCCACUAGCCUACAGUGACAGUAAGGCCACUAGCCUACAGUGACAGUAAGGCCACUAGCCUACAGUGACAGUAAGGCCACUAGCCUACAGUGACAGUAAGGCCACUAGCCUACAGUGACAGUAAGGCCACUAGCCUACAGUGACAGUAAGGCCACUAGCCUACAGUGACAGUAAGGCCACUAGCCUACAGUGAGAGGGAAAGGGACAGAUAGAGGAGUAGAGAAAUACAGAAUGAUUGAGUUUGAAAAGGCAGAGUCCUAUUCUUCCCAUUGCCUGUACACACACACAGAGUAUGAAUAACAUUGCCAUUGCUCAUUGCGUAGCCAGAGAUUUCAAGUGCCUUCCUCUUUCAGUGUAUGCAAAUAAAACAAAUUGCACUCCUCUUUACCUGAACGAGAGUUAAAACACACGCACAGACAGACAGAUUCAAUCUGCCACGCAUUCACAGGCUAAUGCUUGUGUUUACAGUCUAACAUCCCGUUCUUUGGAGAUGGAGUGAAAAGCUAAGUACCCCCCCUCCUUCCCCCUCCCCGCACCCGCUGUUUGAUGUGGCCACUUCAGCCGUAUUAAUUUCAUAUUCUAUUAUCCCCCUCUUUCUCUCUUCCUCAUUGUGUGUGUGUGUAUUUGUGCGCAGCACCAGAGAGCUUGAUGCAGAGGCCUUCAUGGAUACGCUGUUUCAGGAGCUGGCUGUGAAACAAAACAAUGGUAGGAAGUUAAUGUACCUCUUGUGAAAAAGAUAGAGGGGGAGGAAAGGGGGGAGAGAGAGAAAGUAAAAGGGCGAGAGAGUGGAAUGGAGAGUGUGGAGAUUGAGAGACAAAAGGAUGGGAGAAAGAGAGGGAAGGGGGAAAUGGAGGCAGACAGAACAUGUCCACUUACAUGAUUGGAACUUGCAUUACUAUAGUAAAGGAGGGUGAAAACUAGUAGGCCCAGUGAUAUUGAGGCUAAAAUAGUGGCUAUAGUUUCAGUAUUGAGUUGAUUUCUGUGUAUGAUGAGCUAUAUGUUGGGUCAAUUAAUCGUGUGUGUGUGUUUCCGUAGUAACGGGUCCCAGGGUCCUGACGGUGCAGGGCAGAGAGUUGAGACUGGAGAAGACCUGUGGAACCAUCGCUGACUGUACCUUUAAAGAAUUGUGUGAUAGAGUGAGUUACUUACACAUCCAUCUGCUCUACAGUGAGGUAAAAAAAGUAUUUGAUCCCCUGUUGAUUUUGUACGUUUGCCCACUGACAAAGACAUGAUCAGUCUAUAAUUUUAAUGGUAGGUUUAUUUGAACAGUGAGAGACAGAAUAACAACAAAAAAUCCAGAAAAACGCAUGUAAAAAUUUUUAUACAUUGAUUUGCAUUUUAAUGAGGGAAAUAAGUAUUUGACCCCUCUGCAAAACAUGACUUAGUACUUGGUGGCAAAACCCUUGUUGGCAAUCACAGAGGUCAGACGUUUCUUGUAGUUGGCCACCAGGUUUGCACACGGGGAUUUUGUCCCACUCCUCUUUGUAGAUCUUCUCCAAGUCAUUAAGGUUUCGAGGCUGACGUUUGGCAACUCGAACCUUCAGCUCCCUCCACAGAUUUUCUAUGGGAUUAAGGUCUGGAGACUGGCUAGGCCACUCCAGGACCUUAAUGUGCUUCUUCUUGAGCCACUCCUUUGUUGCCUUGGCCGUGUGUUUUGGGUCAUUGUCAUGCUGGAAUACCCAUCCACGACCCAUUUUCAAUGCCCUGGCUGAGGGAAGGAGGUUCUCACUCAAGAUUUGACAGUACAUGGCCCUGUCCAUCGUCCCUUUGAUGCGGUGAUGUUGUCCUGUCCCCUUAGCAGAAAAACACCCCCAAAGCAUAAUGUUUCCACCUCCAUGUUUGACGGUGGGGAUGGUGUUCUUGGGGUCAUAGGCAGCAUUCCUCCUCCAAACAGGGCGAGUUGAGUUGAUGCCAAAGAGCUCCAUUUUGGUCUCAUCUGACCACAACACUUUCACCCAGUUCUCCUCUGAAUCAUUCAGAUGUUCAUUGGCAAACUUCAGACGGCCCUGUAUAUGUGCUUUCUUGAGCAGGGGGACCUUGCGGGCGCUGCAUGAUUUCAGUCCUUCACAGCGUAGUGUGUUACCAAUUGUUUUCUUGGUGACUAUGGUCCCAGCUGCCUUGAGAUCAUUGACAAGAUCCUCCCAUGUAGUUCUGGGCUGAUUCCUCACCGUUCUCAUGAUCAUUGCAACUCCACGAGGUGAGAUCUUGCAUGGAGCCCCAGGCCGAGGGAGAUUGACAGUUAUUUUGUGUUUCUUCCAUUUGCGAAUAAUCACACCAACUGUUGUCACCUUCUCACCAAGCUGCUUGGCGAUGGUCUUGUAGCCCAUUCCAGACUUGUGUAGGUCUACAAUCUUGUCCCUGACAUCCUUGGAGAGCUCUUUGGUCUUGGCCAUGGUGGAGAGUUUGGAAUCUGAUUGAUUGAUUGCUUCUGUGGACAGGUGUCUUUUAUACAGGUAACAAGCUGAGAUUAGGAGCACUCCCUUUAAGAGUGUGCUCCUAAUCUCAGCUCGUUACCUGUAUAAAAGACACCUGGGAGCCAGAAAUCUUUCUGAUUGAGAGGGGGUCAAAUACUUAUUUCCCUCAUUAAAAUACAAAUCAAUUUAUAACAUUUUUGACAUGCGUUUUUCUGGAUUUUGUUGUUGUUAUUCUGUCUCUCACUGUUCAAAUAAACCUACCAUUAAAAUUAUAGACUGAUCAUUUCUUUGUCAGUGGGCAAACGUACAAAAUCAGCAGGGGAUCAAAUACUUUUUUCCCUCACUGUAUCACUCUCUCGCCCCUCUCUCUUUAUUUGUCUUCAUCUCUCUCUCUUCUCCCAACUCCACCUCUCUCCUGCUUGUUGUUGUAUCUCUCUCUCUUUGUGUUGACUAAGCUCUGCUAGUUUUAAAAAAAAUUGAUAUUUAAAAUUAUUUAACCCCUUUUUCUCCCCAAUUUCGUGGUAUCCAAUUGGUAGUUACAGUCUUGUCCAAUCGCUGCAACUCCCGUACGGACUCGGGAGAGGCGAAGGUCGAGAGCCGUGCGCCCUCUGAAACACAACCCUGCCGAGCCGCACUGCUUCUUGACACAAUGCCCGCUUAACCCGGAAGCCAGCCGCACCGAUGUGUCGGAGGACGACACUGGGCCAAUUGUGUGCCGCCCCAUGGGUCUCCCAGUCGCGGUCGGCUAACGCUCUGCUACGUUUUCUCUUUCCAACCAGAUCCCACUAUUCUUCCUAAUUCUUUCUCUCUUUUUGCCCUCAUUCCCCCCUUCUCUCUAUCUCUCCUGUGUUUUUUAACUCAUCCACUCAUAGUACUUUUCCUGCAGCUUUUUGUACGUCCUUCAUUCUGUCCUUCCUCUUUGUUUCUACCUCUUCUUCUUUUUACAUUUUUCUAGCUGAUUCUCGUUCCUUCUGCUCUCGUCCUUGCUCCCUCCUCCUGCCCCCUCCAAUUCUAUAUUCAUUUAUCUGUGCGCUGUUCAAUGUCAAAGACUACAGGCUAUUUUUAAUUGUUUUUGUUGAGCAGGGAAUAGCAUUGGCCUUUUAGUGUUUCUACACUGAACAAAAAUAUAAACGCAGCAUGUGAAGUGUUGGUCCCAUGUUUCAUGAGCUGAAAUAAAAGAUCCCAGAAAUGUUCCAUAUGGACAAAAAGCGUAUUUCUCUAAAAUGUUGUGCACAAAUUUGUUUACAUCCCCGUUAGUGAGCAUUUCUCCUUUGCCAAGAUAAUCCAUCCACCUGACAGGUGUGGCAUAUCAAGAAGCUGAUUAAACAGUAUUAUCAUUACACAAGUGCACCUUGUGCUGGGAACAAUAAAAGGCCACUUUAAAAUGUGCAGUUUUGUCACACAACACAGUGCAACAGAGGUCUCAAGUUUUGAGGGAAUGUGCAAUUGGCAUGCUGACUGCAGGAAUGUCCACCAGAGCUGUUGCCAGAGAAUUGAAUGUUAAUUUCUCUACCAUAUGCCGCCUCCAACGUCAUUUUGGAGAAUUUGGCUGUACUUCUAACCGGCCUCACAACCACAGACCACGUGUAACCACGCCAGCCCAGGACCUCCACAUCCGGCUUCUUCACCUGCGGGAUCGUUUGAGACCAGCCACCCGGAAAGCUGAUGAAACUGUGGGUUUGUACAACCGAAGAAUUUCAGCACAAACUGUCAGAAACCGUCUCAGGGAAGCUCAUCUGCGUGCUUGUCGUUCUCGCCAGGGUCUUGACCUGACUGCAGUUCGGCGUCGCAACCGACUUCAGUGGGCAAAUGCUCACCUUUGAUAGCCACUGGCAUGUUGGAGAAGUGUGCUCUUCACGGAUGAAUCCCGGUUUCAACUGUACCAGGCAGAUGGCAGACAGUUUGUAUGGUGUUGUGUGGGCGAGCGGUUUGCUUAUGUCAACGUUGUGAACAGAGUGCCCCAUGGUGGGCAUAAGCUACGGACAAUGAACCCAAUUGCAUUUUAUCGAUGGCAAUUUGAAUGCACAGAGAUACCGUGACGAGAUCCUGAAGCCCAUUGUAGUGCCAUUCAUCCGGCUAUCACAUCAUUUUGCAGCAUGAUAAUGUACAGCCCCAUGUCACAAAGAUCUGUACACAAUUCCUGGAAGCUGAAAAUGUCCCAGUUCUUCCAUGGCCAGCAUACUCACCAGACAUGUCACCCAUUGAGCAUGUUUGGGAUGCUCUGGAUCGACGUGUACGACAGCGUGUUCAAGUUCCCGCCAACAUCCAGUAACUUUGCACUGAAGAGGAGUGGGACAACAUUCCACAGGCCACAAUCAACAGCCUAAUCAACUCUAUGCGAAGGAGAUGUGUGCGCUGCAUGAGGCAAAUGGUGUUCACACCAGAUACUGACUGGUUUUCUAAUCCACGCCCCUACUUCAAAAAAAAAAAAAAAGGUAUCUGUGACCAACAGAUGCAUAUCUGUAUUGCAUGUGAAAUCCAUAGAUUAGGUCCUAAUGAAUUUAUUUCAAAUUGACUGAUUUCCUUAUUGAACUGCAACUCAGUAAACUCUUUGAAAUUGUUGCAUGUUGCGUUUAUAUUUUUGUCAAUGUAUAUCCUGCAUGAGUGGGACCAUUAACAUGAAUAGCUGCUCUUUCACCUAGUCGUACCACAGUCUACUGUAUGAGUGUACACACAUAGAAAGUUAAUUAUCAUUUGUAAAAUGUGUGUGUGUACGUGCGCGUGCAUGCAUGUCAGAUAUAGAGACAACCCUCUCGUAGCAUGACGCACAUGGGAGAGUACAAUGUAUAUAUUUGUUAAUGACGUUACUAUCCUGUAUCUCCACUCAGAGAGGAUUUACUGGGCGGUGCACCCCGAGGUCGGAGUUAAAGCCCAAUACUGGCCAAAUACGACCUUCACAAAGGUUACAUACACAUUGCACUAGGGAAUCAUUCAUAAAAUAGGAAGUGCCCAUUUUAAAGCGUUUAAAACCAAUAUACAGCGCAUUCGGAAAGUAUUCAGACCCCUUAACUUUUUCCACAUUUUGUUACGUUACUGCCUUAUUCUAAAAUUGAUUAAAUUGUAUUUUUUCCCUCAUCAAUCUACGCACAAUACCCCAUAAUGACAAAGCAAAAACAGGUUUUUAGACAUUUUUGUACAUGUAUAAAAAUAAAACGGAAAUAUGACAUUUACAUAAGUAUUCAGACCCUUUACUCAGUACUUUGUUGAAGCACCUUUGGCAGCGAUUACAGCCUCAAGUCUUCUUGGGUAUGACGCUACAAGCUUGGCACACCUGUAUUUGAGGAGUUUCUCCCAUUCUUCUCUGCAGAUCCUGUCAAGCUCUGUCAGGUUGGAUGGGGAGCGUCGCUGCACAGCUAUUUUCAGGUCUCUCCAGAGAUGUUCGAUUGGGUUCAAGUCCGGGCUCUGGCUGGCCCACUCAAGAACAUUCAGAGACUUGUCCCAAAGCCACUCCUGCGUUGUCUUAGCUGUGUGCUUAGGGUCGUUGUCCUGUUGGAAGGUGAACCUUCACCCCAGUCUGAGGUCCUGAGCGCUCUGGAGCAGGUUUUCAUCAAGGAAGGUUCUCCCAUCUCCACAGAGGAACCAUCGGGUUCUUGGUCACCUCCCUGACCAAGGCCCUUCUCCCCCGAUUGCUCAGUUUGGCCAGGCGGCCAGCUCUAGGAAUAGUCUUGGUGGUUCCAAACUUCUUACAUUUAAGAAUGAUGGAGGCCACUGUGUCUUGGGGACCUUCAAUUCUGUAGACAUUAUUUGGUACCCUUCCCCAGAUCUGUGCCUCGACACAAUCCUGUCUCGAAGCUCUACGGACAAUUCCUUCGACCUCAUGGCCUGGUUUUUGCUCUGACACGCACUGUCAACUGUGGGACCUUAUAUAGACAGGUGUGUGCCUUUCCAAAUCAUGUCCAAUCAGUUGAAUUUGCCACAGGUGGACUUCAAUCAAUUUGUAGAAACAUCUCAAGGAUGAUAAAUGGAAACAGGAUGCACCCAAGCUCAAUUUCGAGUCUCGUAGCGUCUGAAUACUUUAUUUUUAACACAUUUGCAAAAAAUUCAAACAACCUGUUUUUGCUUUGUCAUUGUGGGGUAUUGUGUGUAGAUUGAUGAGCAACAUGUUUUAUUUAAUCAAUUUUAGAAUAAGGCUGUAAUGUAACAAUGUGGAGAAAGGGAAGGGGUCUGAAUAUUUUCCGAUUGCACUGAAUGGUCACUAUGCCAGGGUUCUCCCCAAAUAAGUGGGGCGCUGCUCCAUCUUGUCGGCUUGGCUGCGCCACUAUGUAAAGAUUUCAUACCAAAUGAAACUGAUAUUUAGUAAUGAUAGGGUAACUAUAUUUGAUCGCUAAUGAUGACAUUGUUGUAACUUUGCGAAAGAGGCCGUUCAUAAAUUCAGAGCGUUAUCACGCUCCUCAAUUCAUUCAGUGCAUUUCAGUAGAAGGCUAUCUUGACACAGACCACACUCAGGACGCACAGAGUGCACCCAUAGUAUGGUGUUGUCGAAUCAUACAAACUUAGUAACGACAGUCAAACAAAAGUCAAAUGACCAAAGUUGCUAAACUUGCUAGAUAACCUCCCUCAACUAAUGACAGAAUAUCUCCUAUAUUUGGCAAAAUCAAGUUGAUGAUUAUAGAGAAGAUGGCACAUCAGCCCAUGAGUAACGGGGAGAUGAACACGACUCAGGAUAUGACCCAGAUGCAGACACAGGAGACGGAAGAUUCAAUACACAGAGUCGUUUAUUAAACCGCCGGUCGAGGACAGGUGGAGGUUCUUAACCAGGUCAGAGUCUGACAGGUACAGGGCGGCAGGCAGGCUCAGUGUCAGGGCAGGCAGAAUGGUUUGGCAGGCGGGCUCAGGGUCAGGGCAGGCAGAAUGGUAUGGCAGGCGGGCUCAGGGUCAGGGCAGGCAGAAUGGUAUGGCAUUCUGCAGGUAUAAAUGCACAGGGGAAAAUGGGAGACACCUGGAGGGGGGUGGAGACAAGCACAAGACAGGUGAAACAGAUCAGGGUGUGACAGAGAUGAAGAGUGGAAAUGGUUUAAGGCAUCUUAAUGGGGACCAAAUCUGUUUAAAAAAACAUCCAUAUCUACUCUCAUACCGUUUUUUGAUCACACAUUCUCUACCGAAGCUCUCAUGUGGGCAACAAGUAGGCCUCCGAGACAGCGCAGAGAAGCGGGGGAAAUGUUAUAGCGGCAUUUUGACAUGCAUAGGCGAAAGAAGUGCUUUGAUAAUGCAUUGCAGCCUAUGGAUUAUAGAAUAAAGUUAGUAAUUGUCAUGCGAGACAGGAGUCAGGAUUUUGGGUUGAGUGGAAUUAGGACUGGAUAGUAAAAUAGCCUAGGCUCUAGGACAGGAAAAUAUAGGAUUUUUCCUCAUGCAUCUCUGAAUUGUUAACAGAUUUAAUGUCUGUGACAGAGAUACCUAUGUAGUGAAUUGUGCAUAGGCCUAUCAAAUUUGUGACUGUCUGAAGUGUCACAAUGACUGCUCAAAGAGGCACACGUUAUUUUAUAGGCUAUACUUUAUGGGUUUCCUGUAGGGUUUAUUAAAUGUGUUCGGUUCACGUGGGCAGUCCGUCGGUUUCAAUAAUACGUGUGCUUUGAAUUUCUGGUGACUUUGUGUGAAGUAAAUACACUAUGCCUUCCAUGUGACAACCUGUUUGGAUAAUGUGCUAUUGCAUUUUUUGCUAUCUGCUGCUGCCUAUGUUGUGUAUUUUGUGGAAUAGCAUUAGUGCUUUGGGGGAAAAUGUUGUAAUUUCCCGGGUCUUGUCAUUUUAAAAAAAUCUGAAAAUGUGAAGCGUUCCAGGGACAGUCCCAGGAUUCCGGUUAGCCAUGUUAAUCCCUACAACAACAUUAUGGACUAAACAUUAAAGUCUGUUUGCUGCAGGAUUAUUUUGCCUGGACAAUAUCGGUCAAAUUAAGAUCCUACAUCUGUACUUGUGGAAGUGUGUUUAAACUCCUGCGUGUGUGUGUUUGCUUAUCAUUCCUGUCUUUGUAUGUUCCAGUCAGUGGGUGCCAGUGACUACCUGGAGAUGGCCCAGGCGUUUGACACAGUGUUUAUCCGUCAUGUCCCCAUUCUUACCCUCACCCUGAAGGAUCAGGCACGGCGCUUCAUCACACUCAUAGACAACUUCUAUGACAACAAGGUCAGUGUCAGUCACACUGCAUUGGGAAACCUUGAUAUUUUACAUUUACAUUUCUUGUCAUUUAGCAGACGCUCUUAUCCAGAGUGACUUACAGGAGCAUUUAGGUUUAAGUGCCUUGCUCAAGGAUCUUUCACCUAGUGGGCUCUGGGAUUCGAACCAGCAACCUUUCAGUUACUGGCCCAACGCUCUUAACCACUAGGCUACCUGUGUUUGGUACUGCUGCCUAGGUGCUUCCCAAUCUGUACCUGUUUGUAACUCAAGUAUUUGACAUACUGCCAUGGUCCGUAGCUGCAGGGUCUAUACUGUACUGUUUGUUGUAGGCGUUUAUUAUGUGCAAUAGCAUCCCCUGUAUCCAUCUAUCCACACUCUAUCCUACAGCAGGUGUCACUGUUUCACUUUAGUUGUUACAGUGUUGUUACCGUUCCAUUGUCCAUCUGUCCAAGGUGAGGGUGGUGCUGUUAGCUGAUGCCCCUCUGGACAGGCUGUUUGUCCACUCUGGUGGGGAGGACAGCCGCGACCGCCUGCUACUGGACGACCUGGGCCUGAGCGGGGUGAGACCACACGGUCCAACCAUAACAAGACCAAAACAUAACCAAAAACACAUUCCUUGAUGUCGGGUUGAAACCAAAAUUAUUUUCAAAUUAUUUCGUUCUGAACAGAACCAUAAUUUUUAGUAUCGUUCCACUGUUCUGACCAGCAAAAUAAAGUUCUGAACCGGUUCGAACCCCCAAAAAAGUAAGUUUAUAUUGUUCCUUUCUGUUCCUUUUUAAACCGCUGAAAUCGUUUGUAUUUUAUAUGCAGCCCAACAUUCAAUUACUUCACCAAUCAGUGCGGAUAGAGCAGUUUGCUAUGGAACGGGCAAGCUAUAGGCCUAGUUGUUUCCAUGCAUUGGACAGACGAGUAUGGCGUGAGAUGCAACUGAAAUUUUGCAGGUGAGGAGAGAGAAUUAGGUCCCACAGAAUUAUACCUACGGAGGAGCGGCUUCUAUGAAGGAACUUUGAAUGUCUUUGAACUUCCAAGAGUUGGCUUAACGUUGGACCAGAGCUAGCAGCUAACAAGCUUGUGUGUGCAGAGCAGCACCAGAAUCAAAGUAAAAAACACAUCUUAGCUUUUUGCAGUUAAUAAAUAAAUCCAAUGUGAAACGUACUAUAGUAUCCUUAACUAGCAUUGAAAAAGUUCAUCCAUUAUUCUCUAAUUAGAAAUCUCUCUCCCUAAUUUCUGAAUCAUGCUUGUAACGUCAGUAGGCUACAGUAGCCUAUGCUUCGGAGGGGGAGGAGCAGGUAGCCUACACACACACACUGGCAAAGACUUUCAGCUGUCAGGCCAGGCAGAUGCUGGAAGAAGUUUCUGAGUGACAGAGUGAGGGCUUUGCAUAGGCGUUUUGUUGAAUUUUUUUUUUUUAAUCCCGGAACGUAAAAUAACUAUUAACCGGUUUCCAUGCUUUUAAAAUAACUGUUCUGUUUCGGAACAGUAUAGAUCACUUUCACUCCUUGUUCUGAUUCUGUUCCUCUGAAAAAAAAAAAAAAUCGGUUCCGUUUCCUGAACCAGUUCUAACCCCUGCUUGAUAUAAACAUUUGUGUUUGUGGUUUGUUAACCCCAUUGUCUUGCUGCUGUGUUCGUGUUACAUUCUCUUUGUGGUCAUGUUUGUGUCGACCCCAUUGUUUUUGGUUAUGGUUGUAGUUGAGUUAACCCCACUGUCUGCGGUCCUGUUUGUAGGACGCGGGGGACCGUCUGUCUCUGUUCACAGCGGAGGAGGAGAUCUUUGCGUUCCAGAGGACCGUCUCCAGACUGACCGAGAUGCAGACGGAGAUGUACUGGACCCAGGGGGACCGCAGUAACACUACACACACACAGAGAGGAUCACAGUAAAGUAACCCCAAAGACCUCACAACACAUAGAGGGGACACGUAACCAACAGCAACUUCUCUUUUAGGCUGAAGUACAAUAUAACCAGCCAAAAUACCUCAUAAAACACAAACAAUUGGUACAGGAGGGAUCAAUAAAUUGUAUCCCUUUACUGGGUAGUAUAACGUGACAAGCUAAAACACCUCCCAACAGACAGUCAGUCAGUCAGGGAGAUGAGAGCUAACCAUAGAGAUAGAGGACUUUAUUUUUAGUGCCCAAAAGGCCAUUUUAGCAUGGGCAGCGCCAUUGAGGACUUUCACCGU
Molecule: messenger RNA, 32379 nt
Organism: Coregonus sp. 'balchen'
Lineage: Eukaryota; Metazoa; Chordata; Actinopteri; Salmoniformes; Salmonidae
Source: the annotation of a GenBank genome assembly